Blastomyces gilchristii SLH14081 is the source of this 1347-nucleotide messenger RNA. RefSeq lists its product as uncharacterized. The record is from RefSeq and is a predicted model, not a curated record. NCBI's taxonomy places the organism in Eukaryota, Fungi, Ascomycota, Eurotiomycetes, Onygenales, Ajellomycetaceae. The coding region runs from base 1 to 1347 and encodes 448 amino acids. The transcript has 4 exons. Gene Ontology annotation, cellular component: mitotic spindle pole body; DASH complex; mitotic spindle. Gene Ontology annotation, biological process: attachment of spindle microtubules to kinetochore.
AUGUCACGUCCUAACCCAGCCCAACGGAACCUGACACUGACUGAGGAGCUAGAGAGACUGGAGCAGUCUAUAACAUUGACCCUGCAAGGUGCAGUUCUGCCAUCAUCCGCGCUCUGCGUUAUCCAAAUUGAUCACAAUUUCAGCCGUGCUCACAGGAUAGUUACCACAAGCAUUCUUCCCACCGUUGAACAAUACUCUGGGCAGUCGAGAGAAGUAUGGGAGGGGUCAAAGUUUUGGAAACAAUUCUUUGAGUCUAGUGCCAAUGUGUCGCUUUCCGGCUACGAAGAACACCCACCCAGUGACAGCGGACAGGAAGGCACUUACACUGAGAACUCUACAUACACCACCCGCACCUCCACAGACGAAGAUGCUGCGGCAUCAUAUGCCACUCCGUCAUCUGAAUCGUUAAACCUCCACCACCGAGAUGAUGCUCCGGACCUCUCUUCCCUCACAAUAACACCAUCCCACAGCACCCUGCGACCAAAAUCACAUUCAAUACGGGAUGAGAUCGACGAUAUUACCAGCUCAUCCAUCGACUACCCCUCCUCCUAUGAAACUCUCCGCCACGAAUGGGAUGACACCCCCUCCCAAUCAAGAAACGCGGACCCAGUCACUCCUGGGAGGUCACAAUGGACCCACGGCGGCGCACGAGACACGGCCGUAACGCCAACAACCUCAGCGUUCGCCCCACUCACCCCGCAUCAGAUGCCAUCCACAUCGAAAAAGGCCGGCAAGCCAACAGAUCCCGUCCUCCACCGCGUCCUAGAUAAAACCUACCGUAUCCAGGCAACACCCCUCGCCACUGCCCGCAAAACCUACGGCCACGAUACCCGAGGCAUCAGCACGCCCAGAUUCAAGCCCAAGCCGGGCUACCUGGACUCCUCACCCAUCUCCAGCCCUGAAAUCGAAGUGCCAAAACUUCACUCAGAGAUUUUCUCGUCCCCGAUCAAGGAUGACGACGACGAUGAUGAUAAUGAUAGACCACCUCGUCAGCGACGGCCAAACAAACCAUCCCGACUCCCACGACCGGGCAUAAGCGUGCUUGCGCCAGCCGAACACAACCCUUCGCGGCUGCCAAAUAAAUCCGGAGAAUGGCCUAGUGACGAUGACCUCGAUGACGACGAUGAAGAUGACCCCACCGCGCUGUUUGGCCAUAGUCCACCGAAAACGAUCCAGUUUCAUAUUCCGCAGAGCAGGCUGCUUCAGACUCCAGCGAAAGAAGCCUCCAAGCGAAUCGUUUCUGAACUCCUCUACACCGCCGGUUGCGGCGAUGAUAUCACGGACGAGGAUGAAAGUAGCCCUAGCGUCAUUCGUCGCGCAGCCGGGUUGGAAGACGAGAGCUUCUGA